Messenger RNA from Columba livia (rock pigeon), 6161 nucleotides. RefSeq lists its product as uncharacterized. The record is from RefSeq and is a predicted model, not a curated record. NCBI's taxonomy places the organism in Eukaryota, Metazoa, Chordata, Aves, Columbiformes, Columbidae. The coding region runs from base 770 to 1324 and encodes 184 amino acids. The transcript has 7 exons.
CCGGUUCCGACCUGCUAGGUCACGUCAGCAGCACCCUGGCCAUGUCCUACCAGAGCAUCUUCGAGGAGCAGUGCCGCACCAUCGUCAGCCUCCUGCUCGGUGUUGCUGCUGCAGCCUUGCCCUCCCCGGGACUGGCGGACGGCAGCUCCCUGUGGCUCGACCCCACUGGGCCCGCCACCUCCACGCCACUGCACGCCUCGCCACCACUCCGUGAGUGGGCCCUGGACAGCGCCAGGCCCGCUGCCCACCCGAACACAGAUGCCGGUGAGGCCACAGCCCUGGGCCUGGCCCAUGGGGACCCCCGGGCUCUCCUGCCGCCCGGUGCCAACAGCUGCCCCGGCCAGUGCGGCCCUGCUCCCGCCUCCCACGGACCCUGUCCUGUAAAGCAGCCCAACGCAGCACCACACAGCCCCCGGGUGGUGCCAGGCUGACCGUGUCCCGGGUACAGGCUCCUCCGGCUCUGCAGCAACCCAAGGUCGGCAAGAGGCUCAGUGCUUCGGGAACAAGGAUCUCCCAGUCCCAAGGUACCAAGCUGACGCUGGCUGCCAAGUCCAGUCUGCAGCAUCCCAGCGGGGCUUCACAGCUGGCACAACCUUCCGCUGCUCCCAAACCUGCCCCCCGGGACACAGGGAUGAAAACUCCUGGCAAGGUUGUAGGUCGCAGACAGCGCUCCCAGAGGCUCUCUUCAAGGAUUCCUCUUCUGGCUUCUCGUUCCUGACUGUCGUCACUGGGAAAAGUGCCUUCCCACAAGCGCUUUUGCUCUGGGUCAAUGCUGAUCCCGGGAAAACGACAGGAGCAGGCAGUGUGUGCUCGGGCUCAGAGGAAGGACAGUGAAACGCAGACUGGAAAUGGUAGGGUUGACCAGAUGUGGGAGUCUGUGGAGCUGUCUUUUUUUAGUGAGUUGGUUCCUGGCCUGACUCCAGGGUGUGGAGAUGCAGUGGCUGCUGAGCAGUCUGCAGGUGAUCAGCUGUCCCAAGAGCUGAAGCGUGUAAGGAAUGAGCUGGAGCGAGUGAAGGGCGAGCUUGCUAAGAAGACCGCUGAGUGUGAAGCAUAUCACCAGACGAUCUCCUCCUUGCAGGCUCAGCUCAGAGCAGCAGGUAUGUUCCCUCAGCCCUGGGUGGGCUGCAUGAAUGCUCCGGUGAUCCCUUGCCAGUGUAACUGUGGGCUGCAGGGUGGAAGGGACACAGCUCAUGGCCUUCCCUGUGGGGAAGGUGAUGACUGCCAGGAGCAGCAAUGCUUUGAUGCUGCCAUUGCUCCCCAGGAAUCUGUCCAGAAGGCGCAGCAGUGGAGGAGAGUGGUGACUUGGGGAGUGACUGACAGCUAGCACACGGGGACACUCGUAGCAGCCACUUCACAGAAUCACAGAAUGUCACUUGUCUGUUAUAUUUGUGGCACUCUUGAGUUCAUGGGUUUUUCACUCCUUCUGUUUAAAAUAAAGGUGUCUUUCUGCAGUGGUGGUUGCUGUCUGCUGGGGCAGGGCCAGUGCCUGGUGCUGCCUGCUGCUCUCCAAAGGGCUGGGCAGAAAGGGCAGGGCUGUGUCCAGCUGUGGCUGGUUCUGCUCAGCUGGAAACUUGAGGUCUGCUGUGUGGAGAAGGUGGGUGCUUGGGGGAUGGAGGCACAGCAUAGCUCUGGGGAAGCCUUUUUGGACAAACCUGGUGCUUCCAGGCAGGAUGCUUGGAUGUGUGGGUGGUGGCAGACAGUUGUAUGGGCAGGUUUCUGCCUUAAACUACCUUCACACUGGAUGUGAGAAGAGCCAGUGCUGGCAGAUGGCACAUCGGGCUUCUGCAGCCGUUAGCUGUUACUUACCAUUUUACUAGCUGGCAGCUUGUGUCAGUGUCUAGGUGGUGGGGAAGCAGCACUUGGGACCUAGUUCCUCACUGUUCCUGCCUGUCAGCACAGGAAGCUCUGUCCUGCUGCCUUCUCUCCAGCAGGCUGACACAGACACCUUGUCGUGCUGCCUCGUGUCUGGGUGAGGAUUUGGAGAGUCCCACUGUUUGGCGCUGGCAGCCCUCAAGGCUGGGCCAGGAAGAAUGACCUCCUCCUGCUCCCCUGUGCUCUUGGUGGUGUUUCUGGCCACCCUGGUAUGCCGCAGGCAGCCCACACCCCUUCCUGCAGUGGCUGCCAUUGCCUGUGCACAGGUGUGGCUGUGUGGGGACACUUAUUCUGCUGUCUCCCACCCCUGCUCGGCACUCAGUCGCUGAGGUGAGCAGCUGCGGUGCUGGUACCAUCUGCAGUUUUCAAGAAGAGUGAUUACAGGCCUGUCAGUCUCGCUUCAGUGCCUGUUAAAAUUAUGGAGAAGGUUAUUCUGGGGGUUAUUGAAAAGCACUUGAGAGACAGUACAGUCACUAGUCAUAGCCAGCACAGAUUCACAAAGGGAAAGUCCAAAUUAACCAACCUAAUUUCCUUUUUUGACAAGAUCACCUGUCCAGUUGACCAUGGGAAGCCAGUAGAUGUGGUGGGUUUGGAUUUUAGCAAAGCUUUUGAUAUUGCCUCUCACAGUAUCCUUCUGGAUAAACUGUCCAGUGUGGGGGACUAUGGUGGGACCAUGGAUUCGCUGAUGGAGGGCAUGGAAACAGAAAUUAGCCUUGAAGAUAUUAAGGCCUGCCUGUGAGAGAGAUGGGAGUAAAGGAGUAUCUGGAGAUACUAAGGUGUGCUUGUGAGAGAGAAGGGAGUAGAAGAGUAACAUUGAUGACAGCAAAAUUAGCCCAUGAGAUGUUACUGCUGUAACUUGUAACCAAGAGUGAAGAGACACACGAAUUGGUAAAACUGUAUAAAAAUGCACUUGUGAUAAUAAAUCACAUCUACUACUUUCAUCCUGGAAGAUCUUGUCUAUGUUGUUUGUCAGUCUCAACGGCGACAGUUCAGCACCCCACUAGAAAAGUCCAUCAUGUCCUGGGUAAACAACUGGCUGACGGGUCAGGCCCAAAAGCUUAUGGUAAAUGAGGUUACAACAGGCUGGUGGCCAGUCACCAGUGGGGUUCUCAGGGCCCAAUUUUAGCACCAGCGCUCUUCAAUGUUUUAAUAAAUGAUCUGGGUGUGGGAAUCUCGGCUACAUUAUGUAAGUUUGCUGAUGAUGCUAAACUAGGAGAGGUAUGGACUCCCUUGAAGGUAGAGAGUCAGAGAUCUGCAUCGACCUGUAUGGCAAUGGUUUUUACUACUCACAGAUUGCUGAAUGAGCCCAAAUUAAGUUUCACAUCAGUUAUUUAGCUUAAGUAAAUGUGUACUAAAUAGAAUGAAUCACCUAGUAUCAUAAGGUUGCUGAAUUAUAAGGUCUGCUGAAUUUUCUGAAAUCUUAAAGUAUUUGCUGUGAAGUUCUCAUAUUUACCAAACUUCCAUCAACUUCGUGUAAACAGAAGCUGCUACACUGAACAUCUGUGAGAUAGAGCCUGUUUUGCACUUUGCUGUUGUUCAGACAAAACAACACCUUCAAGGCUACGAACUAUAAACAAUAUCUACAGCUAAACAAAAGAAAGGCCCAUCAGUAAAAAAGAAGUGAGAAAUGUGAAAAAGUGAGAAGCAAGAAGACCACAGCCUCAAACAUCGCUAUUGAACUAAAUAAUGGUGUGAGGGACAGAUGGAUAGUCUAUAAGGAUACAAAAAUCAAGAGAUUUCUGUGUGGGGGGGAACCUCUGCAAAGGCACCCAGCUCAAGCCAACCCUCCUGCUAUACUACUCCAUUAAAUAAUUUAUUUCUAUGAACUCUCACGCUGAGCGUUUGCUUCGAGAGACCUGCUAUCCAGACUUCGGAGCAACCUGACAUUGGGCCUAUGGAGAGGAUGGGAACAGGCUGAGAAUAAUGACUUUGAAAUCCUAGCCAAGCGAUAUAAUGAAUUGGAUGUGCACAUAUAACCCUUUGGCCAUAAAUACAUAUAAUCCCGUACAUGUUUUCCCUUACCCUCUAUGUCUCUUAGACUUAAACCGUUGAUUAAGUCUGAGGCUAAGUUUGGAUCCCACAACACCCACGCUCCUCUCUGAGAAGUUUAGAAAGCAAGGGGGUCUGUUAUGAACCUGGUGCCUAAACAGGAGGGCCUUCCUCUACCCUUGUGCAUCUCCUGUCCCCAUAUAAAUCCCAUGUAAGUCACAUAUAAAUCACUAGAGGGACAUGAGACUAUUAGAGCGUGUCCAGAAGAGGGCGACCAAGACGGUGAAAUGCUUUGAAGGCAAGACAGGAGGUCGCUCGGUUUGCUCAGCUUGGAGAAGGCUGAAGGGUGACCUCGUCACAGUCCACAGCUUUCUCACAGGGGUGCAGUGGAGGGGGAACUGCUGAUCUCCUCUCUCUGGUGACCAGAGAUAGGACACAAGGCAACUGAAUGAAGCUGUGUCAGGGGAAGUUCAGAUGGGACAGUAGGAAAAAGUUCUUCACUGAAAGGGCAGUUGGUCGCUGGAACAGGCUCCCCAGGGAAGUGGUCACAAUACCAAGCCUGUCAGAGUUCAAGGAGCAUCUGGAUGAUGUACUUAGUUCUGUGAGGAUCAGGGAGUUGGGCUUGAUGAUCCUUAUGGGUCCCUUCCAGCUUGAGAUAUUCUGUGAUUCUAUGCUCCUGUCAUGGAAGGUGAUGGGGUUCCAAGGGCUGAAUUUUAUCUGUUUCUGCAGGGCUUUUGGCCCCCUCUCUGGGCUGGAGCCACUUCCUACCCUCCUUGGUGCUGGCUGUUCACGCCCUGCCACUGUUUGCCUUCCUGCUGCUCCUGUUGGGACGUGUGCUUGGCUCGCUCCAUGCCUCUGCCUGCUCCCAGCCCUUGGCCUAUGCUGCUGGAUCAGAGCCCUGAACUGGGUGGAGGGGAGAGCUGUAGUCUGGGGGGUGAGGAUGUGGCACUGCCACAUUGGAUGUGGAGCUGCAAGUGAGGUCUGGGAGCGGGAGCCAUGUUUGGUGCCCCGGUGCUGCUCCCUGCCCGAAACUUCCUCCCAACAUCUGCUGUCGCAAGACAGUUUCUGGGAAUAGGCAAGUCUUGGUGUCAUUCCCCCCUCACGACUCUGCGUACUCAGCAUCUGCUUGGCUAGGCUGGCGUGUGCCCCUAUGGAGAGCCCUGAUGUGCCCAUGGUGCUACUGGUCCUACCCGAGAGCACCCUCAGCGAUGGCGACACCCGCGGUGCUGCAGGCAGCGGGGUUUUGGCUCAGCAGGUCCCUGCCUGAUACAGGCAGCCCAAGAAGCAGCAGGAAGCGCCCACACACUAAGAGCCACGCUGCGGGGGAUUUCUAGAUCUUGAUCUCGGGCUCACUUCCUUAGUGGGGAGUGCACAGCCAGGAAGGGGAGGAGGCGUGGUGAGCCACGGUUCAUUCAUCUUCCAGGGCUGAGAGCGUGAGGAGAGCCUGCGUCACUGCCUGGCAGUUGCGCUCACAGGAUGCUGCGCGAUUUCCCUCACCUUGAGGUCAUUUUGCUGAGCGGAGACUUUUUGUCUCCCUGGCCCUCAUGUGUCCACCCCCGGGGAAGGCGGGGUGGGCAGACACCCAGCGUGAGGCCCGUAGAGCCCUGCCCAGUGCUCCUGCCUGCUCCGCUGCCAACGCUGGAAGCCUGUUGCCUCUGCAUCCUCGGCAGCAGCGCUGAAGCAGAGUCUUGCUCGCGAUGCCAGCGAGGGGCUGACUCACCUCCCAGCAUCGCUGCCUGUUUGAGUGGGUGCUCACGCCAUGUGAACGCUGGGUUGCAUCAGGAGCCAGUUUUCUGUGUGGCUAGUCCCAGCCUGCCUGCUGGAGGGAAGGCUGCUGGCAGCCGCCUCGCUGCUGGCUGCCGGCCUGAACAGUCCUCCCAAGACUGGUGUUUCUUAUCACUUAGAGCUGCCUGUUGCUCCCGCAGCAGAGUUGAGGAGGCUGUAGCGGAGCAGUGCGGGCGUUGGCCGGGACCCCCUCCCUGCGGAGCACAUGGGGAUCGGGGCAGAGCCCCCUCCGCCUUGGGCUGGGCUCCGGCCACACUCCCUGCGUCAGGGCUGGCCUCCCCACUGCGCCCCAGCCCUCGCCUCGCUCCCAUUCCCGGAGUGGGAAGGCCGGGCUAGGCUCUGCCCCCUCCUGGCACAUCUAGGUUCGGCGGACCCUCAGCCGACCUCUCCGUGGCUGAUGCCGCCGGCCGUACGGUCCCCUGCCCUGGACUCGACAUUGCCGCCCACAGAAGUCGCACACCCGGGGGCCGAGUCGCGUCUGACCCGCCCCCCCCCCCCCCGCCCCGGUUCUAUUU